AUGACAUCUGACCCACUUGCUCACCAAACUUCCCUGACUUCACUUGCCACUACCUCAUUCGACCUUUAUCUCUGUGGCCCUUCACUCAGUUUGACAGGUUUCCCGCCUGAGGGCGGUCACACGAACGAUCUCGUCAAAGACCUGCUCAAAUCAGAGCUCAAGGGCCACAUCAUCUUUGAAGGUGACCUUAACAUCAAACACAGCGAUAGCCUUUUCCACCACUUCAUUCCCAAAUCCUUAUUGAAGACUAAGGCGCGUGGAACUUCAAUCGAAAAAAAGCCUGAAGCGAAUGAAAAGAACAGCAACUCUGAGUCAGACAACUCUGAUGAUGAAUCUCACCCUAGCACAGAAGUUGCUGACACAGAUACUGAGGCCUUGGAUUCUCAAUGUUCUUGGAUGAUGUCUCAAGACACAGAUGGCACCUGGAGCCGUGAUGAAUAUGAUGGGACCGCAGAGCUGGGAUCAAAGAGGGCACGUAAGCCUUCAUCGACCGAGAAAGACUUACAGUGCCUCUUCAAAGCUGUUCAGUACGUCCUGCGCCAGUUUGCUAACUCACCAAUACCAGACCCUUACAAUGCCCAAAAGCCUGAUCUUGCUCUGUUUUAUUACAAGAGUAAGGUUUUCGAGAAAGCAUGGACAGACACCCUUAGCUUUGUCGAGCACACAUCCUCUGAUUUUAGCAAGAGGCGUGACCUAGGAGUGUACUGGGGGUCCGCCACUAAAGCAUAUCUCAUCAUGCGAGAACAGCCAUGGCGUCGCUUCGUCCUCUCAUUCUUUAUCUCUGCUGAACAACUUUAUGCCCAUUUUUGCGACCACUCGGGCCUCAUCGUAACUCUUCCAACUUCCAUCCAAUCGUCACCCGCUCGUGUUGCUGAUGCAAUCGCUACUCUCUCGUUAGUGGAUCCAACCCUCUUGGGUCUCAACCCCACAAUCCACAUGUGCAUCCCUUCUUGCAAGGGUACUCACACCGACUUAGCAGAGGGGGCAAUCAGUUGGGUAACCAACAAUCAUGGUAAAAUAUACUCAAUUUUGGCUGUUCUAUGGAAGAGCCAGGGUCUGUUUUGUCACGGAACAGUUUGUUACCGUGUUCGGGAUCCUGUAGAUGGGAAGGAAUAUGCGAUGAAAGAUUGUUGGGUGGCUGAGGCCAAGAGAUACCACGAAGUGGACGUCCUUGAGAGGGUCAAGAACAUCCCUAAUGUGGUCCAGCUCGUAGACCAUUGGGAUGUCCUAUUCGAUGGGGAGCCUGACUGCACAGCCCGCAUUCAGGAUAGAUAUGGUAUCCUGCCUGAGGACAGGCCAGACAAGAGAGAUCCGUUAUGGCAUUUCAGCUCCAGAAAGGAACUGAUUUGCACCUUUCGCGAUUUCGUGGUCGGCAUUGGGUAUUUCAUUGAUUUUGACCAUGUGUCAAUCAUGAAGGAGGGCGAGACAUUUACUAUUUCGUUUGGUACUGGAACGGUGCCAUAUAUUUCUAUGCGCAUUUUGAAAACAAUGUCAAAGAAUGCUGACAUCCUCAAGAAGUCAAAGACGAGCAUCAAUGCAAAGAAGAAUAGCACCAACACUAACAGCAUUGCACAGCUGAAACUGGUUGAGCACAACCCCAGUGAUGACCUCGAGUCACUGUUCUACAUUUUUUUCGAAUUUGUUUCGAAGUAUGGGGGUGCACAUGGUGCAGUUGCUCCGACUUGGGAUAAGACAACUAUGCCAUGGGCGGUGUAG
Suillus fuscotomentosus is the source of this 1716-nucleotide messenger RNA. RefSeq lists its product as uncharacterized. Bases 1 to 1716 code for a protein of 571 amino acids. The record is from RefSeq and is a predicted model, not a curated record. Lineage: Eukaryota; Fungi; Basidiomycota; Agaricomycetes; Boletales; Suillaceae. The transcript has 6 exons.